AUGGACCUUGUUCGAUUUGGAGAAAAGGGUCUCUUUUCAUCUCAGAGAAGAAGGAAAUGGCUGAUUUUGAUGGCGAUUUCUGGAGUUUCUGGUUAUGGAGUUUACAAGGUUUAUCAUUUACCAUCUAUCACGAGGAAGAGGAAACGACUCAUGAAGAUUCUCGGAGCUUUUGUCUCUGUAGCUGAAUUGGUCUAUGAAUCAGCCGAGACCUUAAGCAUCGUGUCACGAGACUUGAAGGGUUUUCUCAAUUCCGAUUCCGAUGAAAUCCCAAACAGCUUGAAGCAGAUUUCGAAGAUCGCCAAAUCGAAUGAGUUCACGGAUUCGCUCUCUAGGGUUUCUCAGGCUAUGACGAUUGGGAUCUUUAAUGGAUACAAUUCAGAAUCUAGUAACGUUGCCGAUUCAAGGAUUGGAUCGGAGUCUAGUGUUGUUGAUAAAGUUAUUGAAAAGGUUUUCUCAAAAUCUGGAUCUGGUUUUGUUUCAGUUGUAGUUGGUAGCUUUGCUAAGAAUCUUGUUCUUGGAUUUUACUCUGAUGAUGAUGUGAAAUGUGAUUCUGAUUCUUCAGAGACGACACCUAGAUGGGUUAGUUUGCUUUGUAAUGAUAAGUGUAGAGAGCUUUUAGCUGAUUGUAUUCAGAGAUUCACUAGCACGGCAGUCGCUGUGUAUCUCGACAAGACGAUGGACAUCAACACUUAUGAUGAAAUCUUCGCUGGAUUAACGAAUCCGAAACAUCAAGAUAGUGUCAAAGACGUUCUUGUUUCGGUUUGUAAUGGUGCUCUAGAAACUUUGGUUAGAACAUCUCACCAAGUCUUUACAUCUUCUUCUUCAAGGUCUAAUAAUGUAAUAGAAGAGAUCGAAGAAGAAGAAGAUGGUUUCAAGAUUAACGGUGGUUCCUCGAGAAGGAAGACGGAAUCAGUAGACGGGAUCAAGAGUAGCGGGUGGACUGAUGCUAUCUCGACUACAUUGGCAGUUCCGAGUAAUCGAAGGUUUAUGUUCGAUGUAACAGGAAGAGUAACACUGGAAACUGCAAGAUCAAUCAUCGGAUUUAUAAUGUUAAAGACAUUACAAGGGUUUAAAAAAAGUUUCAAUGUGGUUCAUGAAGAGGUGACAGACAGAGGACGACAAGUAGUUGGAUAUGUUGGAGCCAAAUCCUCUGUUAUAGUCACUGUGUGCCUCGCGCUGUACUUGCACAUCAUAGGCGGAUGCGUUCGGAAUUCUCCCAUAGGCGUAAGCCAGCAUUUUUAA
Molecule: messenger RNA, 1242 nt
Organism: Arabis nemorensis
Lineage: Eukaryota; Viridiplantae; Streptophyta; Magnoliopsida; Brassicales; Brassicaceae
Source: the annotation of a GenBank genome assembly